Trichoderma atroviride IMI 206040 is the source of this 1595-nucleotide messenger RNA. RefSeq lists its product as uncharacterized. Gene Ontology annotation, cellular component: nucleus; cytoplasm. Gene Ontology annotation, biological process: double-strand break repair via homologous recombination. Gene Ontology annotation, molecular function: protein serine/threonine phosphatase activity. Lineage: Eukaryota; Fungi; Ascomycota; Sordariomycetes; Hypocreales; Hypocreaceae. The record is from RefSeq and is a predicted model, not a curated record.
CGCGACUCUGCCUUUUCCAAUAUCAAGCGAGCAUUGGCUACUGCUUGAUCUUCAGCGACUGAUCUCCGAGAUAUGUUAUAGCCGCCUUAUUAUCCGAUUCGAGUAUCGCUGCAUCCCGACCGGCGCACCUCUCGUGCGACCUCUGUCGACCUUUCACCUUUCUCUUGCCUCUCCCAUCAUGAGCGAUCUCGACAAGGCGAUCGCGCAACUGCGCUCAUGCCGCCCCAUUCCAGAAGACCAGGUGCGGGAGCUCUGUCACCGCGCCAGAGAGCUGCUUAUCGAGGAGGGCAACGUCGUCACCGUGACGGCGCCGGUAACAAUAUGUGGUGAUAUCCACGGCCAGUUUCACGAUCUCAUGGAGCUGUUCCGCGUCGGCGGCGACGUGCCCGACACGAAUUAUCUCUUUAUGGGUGACUUCGUCGACCGUGGCUUCUACUCUCUCGAAUCAUUCUUGUUAUUGCUUUGUCUCAAAGUCCGAUACCCCGACCGCAUGACACUGAUCCGCGGCAAUCACGAAUCUCGCCAAAUAACGACGGUAUACGGCUUCUACGACGAAUGCCUUCGCAAAUACGGCAGUGCAAACGUAUGGCGCUACUGCUGUGACGUUUUUGACUAUCUCGCCCUUGGCGCCAUAGUUCUGGGAGCGUCCAGCACUCUCUCGCCUGGCAUGCCGGAUGACGACGACACCGAAAUCGAAGUAUGCGACCAAGCAGGCUCCAUCAUCAGCCGCUUUCCUCGGCAGCGCGCCAACCAAUCAGCGUCCCAAGAGAAACUCGAAGCUCCUAACAAAAGCACAGCAGACAAGACUGGUCCGCCUGGUUCAGGAGCGUCAGGAUCCAGCAGUGGAAGCGUGGGCAAUCCGACAGGAGCCAUUCUCUGUGUGCACGGUGGAUUGAGCCCGUUGGUUGACACAGUAGACAAAAUACGGCUCAUCGACCGGAAGCAGGAAGUCCCGCACGAAGGAGCCAUGUGUGAUCUGCUGUGGUCCGAUCCAGACGAAAUUGACGGUUGGGGUCUCUCGCCCCGAGGCGCUGGGUUUCUAUUCGGAGCCGAUAUUGUCAAGGUUUUCAACCAUCGGAAUGAUCUGAGUCUCAUUGCUCGUGCGCACCAGCUGGUCAUGGAGGGAUUCAAGGAGAUGUUUGAUGCCUCCAUUGUCACCGUCUGGUCAGCUCCAAACUACUGCUACCGAUGCGGCAAUGUUGCGGCCGUGCUGGAGCUUACAGAGGAUGAGUCAGGUACAGGCAUUUUCCAGAGGACAAACGGAGAUGUAGGCCGCAGUUCUGGCGCCGUUAUUGAGUCGAGGGGUGGCCCGAAGAAUGGCCCUGCUCGACGAUAUCGGGUAUUCCAAGCUGCGCCCCAAGACUCUAGGGGGAUGCCAGCCAAGAAGCCAGUCGCUGAUUAUUUCUUGUAAGAUAGAGAUUGCUUGUUUCUUUUUUUACGGCCAUUUAGAGGCUGCUUCUUCACCCCCCUUGGUCAAGUUACCAUUCCUGUAUAUUUGGUAAUCAGUCCUAUCCAAGCGCAGCAGAGGGUUGUACGAAUGUUUUUACUUUUAUUUCCAUUUUCUGGAGGGCGAAUAUACAUGCACUUGGGUUACG